AUGCAUGUUAUGAGCAGCCCGUCGCUGACCAAUGAGACAGAGAACUGCAGCAGCGAGGGCAGCAUCAGUGCCGCCACCAUCGCCAGCACCACCAGGACCACCAGCACCACCUCCGGCCUCUCCCCAAUGUUGGGCAACAUCCCCUCCGCUUCUACUCUCCCCUCUCCCUUCCCCAAUGAACCCCCCCUGCACCCUACCACACUACCACACCACUACACCCCACCGCCACCACCACCCCUGCCCCUGAACACCCCUCCUCCCCCUCCCCCACCACCAACGUCCCUCUCCAGCCACGGUGUGUGGAAGAAGCGGCAGGUGCGGAGCUUUUUCUGGAAGCCCAUCCCAGAGGAGAAGGUGCGGGGCCAGCCCAACAUCUGGACCAUGGCGGUGCGCUGCCAGCAGCAGUACCAGAUCGACGUGCGCUCCGUGGAGGAGCUGUUCGGCCAGCAGGAGGAAGUGCAGGGCCGGGGGUGUGUGCCCGCCCCCAGUGGAUCCUCCUCAGCCCGCAUCACCCGGUCCAGGUCCUUCAAGGAGAACAAGGACAAGAUCAGCAUUCUGGACUCCAAGCGGGGCAUGAACGUGGGCAUUUUCCUCAGGCAGUUCAAGAAGUCCAAUCACUCCAUCGUGGAGGACAUUCGCCAGGGAGACGGCAAGCUGUACGGCGCUGAACUCCUCAAAGACCUGCUCAAACUCCUGCCCGAGUCUGAAGAGGUAAAGAAACUGAGGGCGUUCAAAGGGGACUCCAGCAAACUGACCCUGGCAGACUCCUUCAUGUACCUGUUGAUCCAGGUGCCUCGGUUUGAGUUGCGCAUCGAGGCCAUGGUCCUGCGUGAGGAGUUCUUUCAGUCCUGCGCUGUGAUGAGCCAUGAGAUCGAUGUCAUCCGCGUGGCCACAAAAGAGCUGAUGACUUGUGAGGAACUACACGCCAUCCUCCACCUGGUCCUGCAGGCUGGAAACAUCAUGAACGCUGGUGGCUACGCGGGCAACGCCGUGGGCUUCAAGCUGUCAUCGCUCCUCUCGCUGGCCGACACCAAGGCCAACAAACCUGGCAUGAACCUGCUGCAUUUUGUGGCUUUGGAGGCACAGAAGAAGGACGAGAAGCUGCUGAAGUUCCCUGAGAAACUUCAGGGCAUCCAGAGCGCUUCCAGAAUAUCAGUGGAAAACAUUGAGUUGGAGUUCUCGUCUCUCUACGUCAGGACCAGAUCCCUGGAGGAGAAGGUCCAGAGUGACCCGGAGCUCCUGGAGCAGCUGGACCCCUUCCUGCAGUGCUCCACAAGGACACUCCAGGACCUGAAGAGGUGUAGGCUGGACCUGCGGAAGGAGGGUAAUGCGCUUAUUGACUUCUUCUGUGAAGACAAGGACACCUUCAUGCUGGACGAGUGCUUCCGCAUCUUUCAGGACUUCUGUCUCAAGUUCAAAAAGGCUGUCAAGGAUAACCUGGAGCGGGAGCAUAAGGAGGCGGCCAGGCAGCGGCGUCUCAGAGAGCUGGAGAAUAAGCGCUUUGCCUGGAAUGCCGACCAGCAGCAGGCGGCUGGCGCCGGUAAUGGCGGCUUCGGCCGCAGCAGCAGCGAGAACGACGUGGAUAUGCUCACCAAGGAGGGCCUCCUGGACUUCCUCCAGCAGCGUCCCCACAGCCCCCUGGGUCGUUCAGCCAGCGCCCGUCGCCACCGCCACACCGUGGCCGCCAUGGCCGACCGCGAGCUUCACGACUACCUGGAGCUGUUCGGCAGUGGCACGACACUGCCAGCGGACUAUGCCAACAAGUUCAACAGCCUGCCGCGCUCCGGCCGCACCCUCCAUCGGAGAACCGCCCCCUGGCUUGUGUCCCAGGAUGACAACCACAAGCUGGAGAAUGGGCAGCAGGUGCUGGCCACGUCACACCGGGCUGAGACGGAGCCCAUCAGCCCCUUGGCCAUGUACUCUUCCAUGGGCUUUAAUGCCAACGAGGAACUGUAUAACAAUAAUAACAACUACACGACCGUGUCCGAGGGGAGCUAUCUGCCUCGCUCAUGUCAGAACCGUAACGUCUUUCAGAAGACACCCAACCCCGGAGCGAGCGUCACGGCACACAUGAACGUCAGCGUGGAGAGACACACGCUAGUCCCGGGAAUUCAACAGUUUGACCUCCCCAGUCCGAACAAUAACACAAAUCACAUGCAGUUUGUUGACCACAAAGACGUGGUGGUGACAGACUUGGAAAUGGAGAAGGAAUCUCCAAAGGCACUCGUUUUGGAUACCCCUCCUCCUUGUCCAAAGAGUUUGGAAGUUGCGUGGGAAGGUAAAAUUCCGUCCUCUCAGUUUGUGGUGGGCUCGCUUCAGAAGGAGGAAGAGGAGGACAGCAGCACCGUCUCCUCAACCACCUGCGAUAUGCCCCUACCUCUUGACCCCUCCGUAUCAAAUAAGAAACCGGUGUUCUACAUCUUAGACUGCACAGAAACGGACUGCUCCGUAGCGCUUGACUACUCUGAGAUCGAAAGCUCGCCUCUAAUGAGGGAAGGAUUGGUCCCCGAUGUAAAAAACACUGACUGCAACAACAUCCAGGGGAACCUUCGAGACCCCAGCUCACUAUCCUCCAACUCCCAUUUUGAUUCCACAUCCAAAAACGAUCAGUCCGUCUUUGCCCCCACAAAUGAGCUGUCGGUGUCCACAGACGAACGUGCCCCAUCCGUUGGCUCCCUCGUCACCAGUGAAGAGGGGGACACAGAUAGCUGGGACACGGCGGAGGCUAGGCAGGUGGGUGAGAAAGCUGUACAGACAUAUAGCCCUAAACCAACACACGCCAAGACCAAGAAAGUGUCAAAAGUUUCCAAAAACAGCAAAGUGGGUCGCGGCGUCAGGAUGUUGACCACCACUGAGAACCAGGACAUGCGGAAGGUGGUGCCCAUCACCAAGCUCAGCCGGACUGGCAGCAACGUCAGGCGGGUGGAGAGACCCGUCGGGGGCCAUGAGGGUGCCAGGCAGCCGCUCAUCGACAAGAGCACCCCAGCCAGGGAGCGGGGUGAGAAGACCGGUAGGCCCGCCCGCCACUCCAGCUUGCCCCCAGAGGAGACCAAAUCCCAGGGGAACGCUGGCCUCUCUGGCUGGGCACGUGACCUCAACCCACGAAAGCCCUCCUUCCGCAAGCCCAGCGCCAAGCCGCUGAGGAACCUGCCCAAGCCACCGCCGGAGGAGAAGAUGUGCCGCUCCACCAUGAGAGCCCUGGCUGCUCAGGCCCAAGGUCAGGUUAGGACACCCUCUGAGGCUAGCGCUACCCACAGCUCCAAAACCCCAUCUGCCACCCUGCCUGGCUGGGCACGCAACACUGUGGCCUCCUCCUCUCGUACCACCAAGAAGGAACUCGCUCCAACCCUCUCCAACCCCCCGACCCCCUCCAGGAGCCCCUCUCUCCUAUCCCGGAGCAGCUCCCAGAGUCAAGCACCCGCUCGGCCUCCAGCCGCUGCCACAACCACAUCUCCUGCCAAAGGGGGGCAGCAUUCACCCCAGAGGGAGGAGAAGGAGAAGGCCCAAGGGGGUGGUCUGCAGAGGGUGCAGAGCGUCAGGGCAUCAAGCCGAGCGAGCACCCAGCGUAGCGACACCCCCCCAUCGCCACCCACCCGCGAGCGCUCACGCAAGAGCAGCAGCUUCUCCGAAAAAUCUGUCCAAUCCACUACGUCAUGUAGGACCAUCAAGCCCACCUGGAAGUAG
Molecule: messenger RNA, 3684 nt
Organism: Salvelinus namaycush (lake trout)
Lineage: Eukaryota; Metazoa; Chordata; Actinopteri; Salmoniformes; Salmonidae
Product: FH2 domain-containing protein 1-like
Exons: 11
Coding region: 1-3684 (1227 amino acids)
Source: RefSeq, a predicted model, not a curated record